Messenger RNA from Colletotrichum spaethianum, 1224 nucleotides. RefSeq lists its product as uncharacterized. NCBI's taxonomy places the organism in Eukaryota, Fungi, Ascomycota, Sordariomycetes, Glomerellales, Glomerellaceae. The transcript is spliced from 5 exons. The record is from RefSeq and is a predicted model, not a curated record. Bases 1 to 1224 code for a protein of 407 amino acids.
AUGCACGCCGCGAAUAUCAUCGCUCCGCCUCCCCGCGCACACCACGCCCCCGCGAGCUCCUCCGCGAAUCCCAACCCCGAAGAUGCUGCCGCCGCCGCACCGUCGAGCAGUAGCAAAGAUGCCAAAGACAAGGAGUCGAGGCAAAAGGAGGCCUCCGCCGGCGCAGGCAGCACAUCCAGCAGCGGCAGCGGCGCCAAGGACAAGGACGCGCGGAUAGCGCACCUGGAGCGGGAGCUCGAGAUCAUGGAGCGCGAGUUCACGCGCGAGCUCGACAAGCUCUCGCAGAACGAGAGCGAGACGGCCGUCUUCUGGCAGGCCAAGCACAGCGACCUGAACCAGCAGUUCCUCCGCGCCGACGCCGACCUGCGCCUGCUCCGCCAGGAGGCCGAGGUCCGCGACGCCGACCGCGACGCCCUCCGCCGCGAAGCCGCUGAGCUGCGCGCCCAGGUUCGCGGGCUCAAGGAGUUUGUCAGCACGAGCACGCGCACCAGCGGGCAGACCUCGGACGAGGUCUUUUGCGACGGCAUGGCGCGGUUAAGCAACGGGUUGCAGAACUGGGUCAUUGUCAACUUCCGGAAGGCCAAGCUGGAUAUUAGCGCUGCCAACGAGGACGUCCGCGAGGAGCUCGGCCGGCUGGUGCCCAUGUACGCCGACCUCGAGCCCUCGGCCAAGGUCCACAUGCUGCAGUCCGUUGUCUCGCGCGUGCUUGUCCACACAAUCUUUGACUCGUACUUUUUCGGGCUGCCGAGGGAGCAGGCAGAGCAGCUCAAGACCGUGGAGCAGACCCUCUCGAGUUACGUGGACUCCCCGGAAGCGAUCAACAACUGGCGCUCGACGACCCUCGCCCUGCUCCACCGCGAGGCCGAGGCCAAAAUGCUGACCGAGACGUCCGCGGCGACAGACCGCGUCAUCGGCCGCGUCAACCGCGCCCGCGACGCCGCCCUCCGCGCCCUCGUCAUCUCCGCGGCCGACCUUGCGCGCCAGCUCGCCGUGCAAAAGGCCGUCUUCCGCGUCUUCGUCCCGGACAUUGUGCCCCAUCAGCGCACGCGCUUCGACCCGGCCACCAUGGAGGAUAUCGGCGGCGAGGACGAGGACGCGCUGGCGCGCCGCGACAUCGCGUGCGUCACGUUCCCCGGCGUCAUCAAGCGCGGUGACGAGAGCGGCAGCCACAUGCAGUAUCAGAAUGUCAUUGCCAAGGCUAGGGUGUUAUGUAGUCCCGAAUGA